AAAACUCAAAGUCCCACAAUGCAUUGUAAACGAAAGGGUAAAUCGCGCCUGCGCGCUAAGCAAUCCCUCUUUGGACCUACGUCUCCACUGAAACGAUGGCCAAGCGUACCAAGAAGGUGGGGAUCGUUGGUAAAUAUGGCACGCGUUAUGGCGCGUCGCUGAGGAAGAUGGUGAAGAAAAUUGAAAUCUCCCAGCACGCCAAAUACACCUGCUCUUUCUGUGGCAAGACCAAGAUGAAGAGGAGGGCCGUUGGUAUCUGGCACUGUGGGUCCUGCAGGAAGACCGUGGCAGGAGGCGCCUGGACUUACAACACAACGUCCGCUGUCACAGUCAAGUCCGCGAUCAGGAGGCUGAAGGAGUUGAAGGACCAGUAAACCAGUGCUACGAUCACUGGUGGAUUUGGGACUUUUUCUAUAGUUUAACCGACCUGGACUUGGCCUCAACACCCACAAAUAAAUCUGUCUGGAGCGGAA
Anoplopoma fimbria (sablefish) is the source of this 473-nucleotide messenger RNA. It is a transcript of the gene rpl37a, whose product is annotated as ribosomal protein L37a. Bases 96 to 374 code for a protein of 92 amino acids. Gene Ontology annotation, cellular component: ribosome. Lineage: Eukaryota; Metazoa; Chordata; Actinopteri; Perciformes; Anoplopomatidae. Gene Ontology annotation, molecular function: structural constituent of ribosome. The transcript has 4 exons. Gene Ontology annotation, biological process: translation. The record is from RefSeq and is a predicted model, not a curated record.